This is a messenger RNA of Hydractinia symbiolongicarpus, 4003 nucleotides long. Its product is annotated as ATP-binding cassette sub-family C member 4-like. Gene Ontology annotation, biological process: transmembrane transport. The coding region runs from base 35 to 3910 and encodes 1291 amino acids. Gene Ontology annotation, cellular component: membrane. NCBI's taxonomy places the organism in Eukaryota, Metazoa, Cnidaria, Hydrozoa, Anthoathecata, Hydractiniidae. The record is from RefSeq and is a predicted model, not a curated record. The transcript is spliced from 28 exons. Gene Ontology annotation, molecular function: ATP hydrolysis activity; ABC-type transporter activity; ATP binding.
ACGAAAACCCAGUUUUUUAAAGUGUCUUUGGAAAAUGAAAGGAUGUACACUAUUGUUGUGUGGCUUCUCACAACUUCUAGUCGAGUUGCUAAGGAUAUCUCAAACUAUUUUUCUACAAAAACUUGUACAGAACUUCUCAGAUCCUGACUUUGGUAAAGACAAUUCAGCAUAUUAUUGGGCAGCCGCCCUUUCAGCUUGUUUGGUUCUUGGUUGGGCAUUGCUUCAUCAGACAUUUCUUGUUUUGGAAAAAACUGGUACUCGAUUAAAGACUGCUUGUAUUGGUAUGAUUUAUAAGAAAGUCCUCCGUCUGAGUAAUCAUUCAUUAUCAAAAGUAACCUCUGGCCAUAUAGUGACGUUAAUCUCAUCUGACGUCCAUAAAGUGCAAGAGGGAUUUAAAUUUUCGAAUUAUUUAUGGAUUUCACCAAUACAACUGAUGGUCGCAGUUGUUAUAUUAUGGAGAGAGAUAGGUCCGUAUUGUCUUGCUGGCAUUGGUGUAUUAGUUAUCACAAUACCUAUUCAAAUCUGGUUUGGCAAGUUUUUCGCACACAUGAGGUGUCUAUCAAAACGUCCGAAAUGGUUUCUCAUAUAUUUUUGUCAAUGUUAUAAAUUUCUUUUAAGAUCAAAAACUGUUGCAAAGACGGACCAGCGUGUCAACAUCAUGAAUGAAGUCAUCACAUCAAUGCAAGUUACAAAAAUGUACACAUGGGAAGAUUCGUUUGCUCAAAUGGUCAACGAAGUCCGAAAAGACGAGAGCAACCGCAUUAUGAAAACAGCUCUUGCUCGUUCCAUCAACAAUACCAUGUUCUCAGUCAGUCCAUACUUGGUUUCUUUUGCAACAUUCGCGCUCAUUUAUAAAUAUGGUGAUGGAAUUACAUUAUCAAUAGUGUUUUUAGUACUGCCUCUAUUUUUUGCAAUCCGUCUGGGUGUCGUGUUGUUUUUUCCACUAUCGAUACAGAUGCUUACUGAAGCUUACGUAAGCUGCAAAAGAAUUCAGGCUUUUCUGUUGGAAGAUGAACAAACUCAAGAUAAAUCGCUAACAACGAAACAAUCUUACACUAUCUUACCUUCAAGAAACGAGCCUUUAUUACAUUUUCAGAAUGUCACUGCAUCUUGGAACAAUGAUUUAGAAGAUGUAAUUUUCGAUUUAUCUUUCAAAGCAGAUUCGGAGAAUUCUUUAGUGAUGGUUGUUGGACCUGUUGGUUCUGGAAAAUCAUCCGUCUUGACAGCAGCAAUGAAUGAAAUUAACAUAAAGAAAGGAAAUGUCACCAGGAAUGGAACCAUUGGAUACGCUGCACAGCAAGCAUGGAUAUUCUCAGGAACAAUUCGAAGCAAUAUUCUUUUUGGGCAAGCAUUCGAUAAGGAACGUUAUGAAAGAACAAUAACUGCAUGUGCUUUGACACAGGACAUCAAAUCAUUUGCAAAGGGAGAUUUAACAUUAGUUGGCGAGCGAGGUGUAUCACUAAGUGGUGGACAGAAAGCUAGAGUUAGUUUAGCAAGGGCAGUUUAUGCUAAUGCUGAUAUCUAUCUAUUGGAUGAUCCGUUAAGUGCAGUUGAUACGAAAGUUGGAAAAUAUAUUUUUGAAAAGUGUAUCAAUGGUUUGCUACGCAAAAAGAUUGUUGUUCUUGCCACGCAUCAGAUUCAGUACUUAAAAUAUGCAACAGAUAUUGUCUGCUUGAAAAAGGAUUCCACAACCAUUACUGGCUCUCUACAAGAGUUGUCUAAAAAUGGUGUGAAUCUAAUUAGUAUCCUACAUGAAGAAUCACACGAAAAGGAGUGGGAACACGACUCAGCUAUAGAAACUGAAGAUCACAUUGAAUACAUGCACGUUGACCGAAACGAAAUUGGUCUAUCCAAAGUAAUUACCGACAUUGGACAGACUAAUAAAGGCUUACAUGGUUCACUCGAGUCGUUAAAUAGCUUUGAUGUAGACUCUGGAAAAAACGAAGAAGUUGAAGAAGACGAAGAAGAAGAAAGUAGGAAACGUGGCUCAAUUUCAGCUAAAUUGUAUCUUCAGUACUUUUUAAAAGGCGUUGGUUGGCUCGCUACAUUGGCAUUGGUUUUAUCAUUGAUAGCAGGCCAGGUGAUGUUAACUCUGACUGAUUAUUACCUUGCCGAAUGGGCGAACGGUGAAGAGCAACGCAAUAAGAAUGUCACAAUUACUGCAAAGUUUUAUGUUGAAAGUGAUCCACACAUCAACGUUUAUAUCUUCGCCUCCCUUGUUGCUGUUAGCUUUCUGAUGAACUUCUUCCGGACGACAUAUUUGUAUGCCAUACUUGUCAGAUGUAGUCGACAGUUACAUAACUUGAUGUUUAAAGCUGUUCUAAAGGCACCCAUGUACUUCUUCAACACGAAUCCAGUAGGCCAAAUAUUAAACCGAUUCUCUCGUGAUGUGUAUUUCAUGGACGAUGAACUACCUUGGACAUUCUUUGAUUUAGCUUAUCUCUCCUUAUUAACAUUGGCGAUAAUCAUAUUAAACUGUAUCAGCGUUCCAUAUCUAACAGUUCUUGUCAUUCCAUUGAUGAUCAUAUUUUUCUACGCAAGACGUUAUUACAUGAAGAGUUCUCGUGAAUUACGAAGAUUGGAAGCUGUGUCCCGAAGUCCGCUAUACACACACAUUUCAGCUACGCUAGCUGGCAUCACAACUAUCCGCUCCUUCGAUAUUCAAGAUAAAGUUGUGCAAGAGUUUUAUACUUGCCAAGAUUAUCAAACUGGAGCGGGGUUUAUGUUUUUAUCAGGUUCAAGAUGGUUUUCCCAACGUCUGGAUUUGUUGACUGUCUUGUUUUCAAUCUGUUCAAUAUUUGCACCAAUAAUUGCAGCUUCAUACAUAGACAUUGAUACAGGCUUAGUUGCUGUCAGUUUGUCAUAUAUCUUGUUGCUGUGUGGCGUGUUUCAGUGGACUGUGCGGCAAAGUGCUGAAGUUGACAAUAUGAUGACAUCUGUAGAGAGGGUAUUUGAAUAUACAAAGCUAGAACCUGAACCUGAUAAUGGUACUAAUAAAGGCUUGAGAGAAACAUGGCCAGAGAAGGGUUCAAUAACCAGUGAGGGAGCUUCCUUUAGCUACCACACAUCGCUUCCCUGUGUUUUAAAGAAGAUGGAUUUUUGCAUUAGGCCGAUGGAAAAGAUUGGUAUAGUCGGACGUACGGGCGCGGGCAAAAGCUCUCUUCUUUCCAUGUUGUUUUGUAUGGGUCAUCUUAGCGGAACAGUUCGAAUCGAUGGAUAUCCUAUUUCUGAUUUAAAGUUAAAAGAUUUAAGAAAGACGAUAUCAAUUAUCCCACAGGAUCCUGUUAUGUUUAGUGGAAGUUUGAGAAGAAAUCUUGAUCCGUUUAAUGAGUAUGCAGAUGCUGAUAUAUGGCAAGCUAUAGCCGAGGUUCAGUUGAAAGAACAUGUGAUGGAAUUACCAGGCAAAUUGGAAUCAGAGAUAACUGAAGCAGGUUCCAACUUGAGUGUUGGAGAACGUCAACUACUUUGCUUAGCACGUGCAUUGUUGAAGAAGAACAAAAUAUUAGUGGUUGAUGAAGCAACUGCUAAUGUGGACAUGGAAACUGAUGCUCUGAUCCAACAAACCAUCCGAAAAAAGUUUAAAGAAUGCACCGUGCUCACUGUGGCCCAUCGAUUAAACACAGUUAUGGAUUCUGAUCGUGUCAUGGUAAUGGAAGACGGAAGUGUAUUAGAAUUUGACGAACCGUAUCAGCUUUUACAAAAUUCAACAGGCUCCUUUCGCAAACUGGUCGAUCAAGCAGGCAUCAACGAGGCCAACAGGCUAGAAACACUCGCAAAGGAAGCGAAUCAAUUACGCUAUCGGAGCGAAUCAAGACGACAUGAUGACUCUUAUCUGGGUUCUUUGAUUGAAAGAGAGUUUGAACAACGAGCACAGAACUGGGAAAUUUCAUUGUUUAAAAGUUCCAUUUAAAUUUUUGUUGGACGAUAUUUCUGUUAUUUUAGAUCUAUAUUCAUACUAAUUAAUUUUUAAAAGAUUAGGUUUCUAGAUGUUGUGAGAUCAGCG